UCUGACUGGCAGCGACGCCGGCUCGGCAGUGAGACAGGUGUUUCCAGAUGUCGGCGUGCUGGUCGUUGGCCUGCUGACAUGGAGGCUGAUCGUGAGGCUGAACGCUGCCACGCACACACAGCCUCAACAGGACCAGGAUCAGCUGCAGGACCAGGAUCAGCUGCAGGACCACAAUCAGCUGCAGGACCAGGAUCUGAUGUUUGAGGAGGCCUCUGUGCUCAGGGAGGACGAGGAUGAGGAGGGAAUCAGUAGAAACAGGAUUCUGGUGGAACUGGAGCUGCUGGUUUGUAAAACCAGACAGAUGGUGGGAAACAUGACGACAACCGGAGGAAAGGUUCUGCUGACGGCUCUACUGGGACUCACAGGUAUCAUGUUCCCCUCCCUUUCUUCCCUCCUCUAUCUGCUCUGUUUCCAGGUGUUGUGUACCUGGUGGGCGUGGUCAGGUCAGGUCCCGCCCCUCCUCUUCAGGUGUGUGUCUGUGACGUCACUGCUGUACUCCUCCUCCCACUUCCUGCUGCUGUACUGCUACCAGCUACCCUCACUGCAGGAGGCGUGGCCUCCCAACCGCACCUCUGCCAGCGUUCUGGGCCUGGUGUCGGUGGCCUCGGCGGACUGCGCUGCCCCCUGGAGGCUGCAGGUGAACUCUGAGCUCAGCUGGUUCCACUUCAGCAGCCCUCUGAUGCUGCUGCUGCUCUACCACACAGUGGCCAGUCUGUGGAGGAACCAGCUGAUCGACAGCGGUGGGGGGCAGGAUGUAGAGAGGGCGGAGUCUGUGGUCAGUGGGAGCUGUGAUGUCAUCACCGCCACCAGCAACCUCAGUUGUGAGGUCAGCAGUGACCUCACAGCGGAGAGGAGGAGAGAGCUGUGGAGGACGGCUCAUGAGAGAGACGCGCUGGUGUCAUCGUCCAAUGAAAGCCCUUCUGACUCCUUUGCCCCGCCCACUCAGAGCACUGCCUUGGGAUUGGAUGUUUACUUGACACCUCACUACUCUCUAAGCCAAUCAGGUGAGACUGACUGA
Molecule: messenger RNA, 1018 nt
Organism: Stegastes partitus (bicolor damselfish)
Lineage: Eukaryota; Metazoa; Chordata; Actinopteri; Pomacentridae
Product: piezo-type mechanosensitive ion channel component 2-like
Exons: 6
Cellular component (GO): membrane
Molecular function (GO): mechanosensitive monoatomic ion channel activity
Source: RefSeq, a predicted model, not a curated record